AUGCCAGUACAUUUGGCAGCCUCCUAUUACCUUGGUUGCCCUAUUGCAAGCAUGUCAUCAUCCUAUUACCUUCUUAGUUACCCGUCCGAUAAACCUAAAGAAAUACCACCACCUGCCGCAACUGCUGUGAAAUUUGUCGACCUUAAUACAGACUUUUAUCGUAUAAAUGACGAAGUCAAGCCGGUCCUUAUAAUGAAGGUGUUUCAUCCAGAAUUGUCGGUCUUGGGUACUGUACCUGCCAUUUUACGGCCUCUGAUUGCGCUUUUAAUGGAACCGAAUUUGUUUCCCACACUCCCUGCAAGAAUCAAAGUUUGUGUGUCGGAUUCUGAGUCUUAUACGUCAGCAAGAUUGCGGACAGUGAUCAAGUGGGUUGCGGAGACUAAUCCGUUUCGUGUUCUCCAGGCCAUAAUGCUGUCGAUUAGGAAUUCCAAUUAUUUGGACUACAUUUCAGGCAUCGUAUUGAACUUCCUGGAAGACUUUUGUCCUGACUUUGUGGAGGCCUUUCAAGUGCUUAAGGUACUUGAUAUGGGAGAGGGCGUUCCAUCACCGGUGGAAUGGGCGACGAACAUUAAAGAGGAUAGGGUGAAAGAAUGUCAAACAUUCCCUACCAUCCCUCUCUUUGUCCAAACAGCAGCUGAAUUUUUGAAAGGCACUGCUUCCCCACAUCAACCCGUUAAUUUUCUCUACAAAUGGCCAGUAGCACUGGUUCAUUUAUACCGUUCAAAUCUGUUAGAAAAGUUAUUCAUCACACCGGUUUACAGUGAAUUUGGAUCCAUUUUUGACUUUGCAAACGAAUAUCUCGUAGAAUUUCCCAACGUGUUUGGGCCGAGCAGAAUCCUACGCUAUGGUCACUACUGUCUAAUAAAGGGAGUGGAAGAAGCGAACGGUCUCAUCUCCAAACUAACUGGACUACGUCCUUAUGCGAUUGAGACAUGCUACGAGGGGCAUUUUCGUUACAAGAUCUACCUGCUUGAG
Molecule: messenger RNA, 975 nt
Organism: Hydatigera taeniaeformis
Lineage: Eukaryota; Metazoa; Platyhelminthes; Cestoda; Cyclophyllidea; Taeniidae
Source: the annotation of a GenBank genome assembly